Stomoxys calcitrans (stable fly) is the source of this 1221-nucleotide messenger RNA. Its product is annotated as odorant receptor 45a-like. Gene Ontology annotation, molecular function: olfactory receptor activity; odorant binding. Gene Ontology annotation, cellular component: plasma membrane. The transcript is spliced from 5 exons. Bases 3 to 1187 code for a protein of 394 amino acids. Gene Ontology annotation, biological process: sensory perception of smell; detection of chemical stimulus involved in sensory perception of smell. Lineage: Eukaryota; Metazoa; Arthropoda; Insecta; Diptera; Muscidae. The record is from RefSeq and is a predicted model, not a curated record.
CCAUGUCAUCAUUGGCGGAGGAAACACAAAAUUUGAAGUUUCUUAAAAUUCAACGCUACGCUAUGGGCAUCCUAGGACUGGAUCUGGGGGUUACUUCUCGCAAGCAACUCAUCAAAUCACCGGGAACUUUAGCUUUCUUUACCUUUUCCAUUGUGUUAUUCCAAUAUGGAUUCUUUAAUUAUGCCAAGGAUAGCAUCACCGAUAUAGAUACCAUCACCAGUUCCUUAUCGAUGUUUAAUAAGGGUGGUCUACUUUUGUUUAAGGGGUCUAUGCUUAUACACUAUGGUGGCAAGAUGUUGAAUUUAAUAUGGAAUUUAAACUCUUUGGCCAAAGAAGCCAAUGCCGAGGAAUAUGAAAAAUGGUUAUCGGAGAAUCGGCGCGCCGUAUUGCUGGCCAAAUCUUAUUUUUGCGCUUGUUUGACAUCGGUUGUCUGUUGUGCACUUUUACCAUGGCUUUUUGUAAUCUAUGAAUACUUUAAAGGAGUGGAGCCUCAUUUGGAGUUGCCCUUUGCAGUGAAAUUCCCCUACGAUGAUGGCGGUUGGAUUGCCUCUUUGGUCAUUUAUAUCUUGACAUUAAGCCUAUUGCGAGCCUUAUCCAAUACCUCCAUAGGCAUUGAUACCCUGUUUGGUUGGUAUAUUUUCGCCAUAUCUGGCCACUUUCACAUUUUACGUGAUAAAAUCCAAAAGGCGGCCAUGAAAAUAGAUUUGUAUGAUAAUCAUUUGGAUUUUCAACAGGACAUUGCAGCAUUUGUUACGUACCAUAAUCAUGUGGCAAUAUUUGUCGAAGAUCUGAAUGAGCUUUACGGUGCCAUAUCAUGGGCCGAAAUAACUUUGAGUUGUUUGCAAAUGUGUUUUCUUUUAUAUUCCCUGGGAAAUGAUCCAAAUUUAGCUAGCAUACCAUUUCAUUUUCUUGCCACCGCUGCUAUUAUAAUACAGUUGAUGAUCUAUUGUUUUGGAGGGGAAAAGUUGAAGUAUGAGAACGACUUGCUUUGCAAAGAAAUCUACAUGGUCAUGCCCUGGGAGAAAAUGCAUCUAUCGGAGAAAAAGUUGAUAUUAAUCGCUCUAGUUCGCACCCAAAAGGAAACCAUAUUGAAGGGUUUGUUUUAUCAUCUAAAUCAGAGUCUCUUGGUGUUUAUUUUUAAAACUGCAUUUUCUUUCAUCACUUUACUAGGCGCCAUAAAGGAAUAAUAAAAAAACAAAAUAAUUGUAUAUCUUUCCUCCA